AUGAUGAUCAAGUCUGCACCACAAUCACCUCCACCUCCUCCUCCUCCUCAUAGAUCGACCACUCCCACUGAAUACACCAUCAAUAUUCGAUCCUUCUUUCUACAGAAAAGAGAUCGAAUUGUUUUUCUAUCUCUAGUCAUUAUCACCCUAACCUUGUUGAUGCCCAUGUAUAAUGAUUUUUAUGUGUACUAUCAUGAGAAUUACCUAUUGUUGCAACAAACAACUCCCAUCCAUCAAUGCCAUGAUGAUUCCAAAAUAAUAACCAGGUUGAGGACCACAGAAAACAAGAAGAAUCACAUGAAUGAUCACAACAACAGACGUCGGACAGUCCAACUCCACUCACAGCAUCAUCAUCGUCCUGCUGCUUCUACUCGGAAAGCAUUCAUUAGCAUGCAUGUGGAGGAGACAACUUUACGAUGGCCCACCACUACUCUGACCACCACUGAAUCUUCACCACUUUCCACCACGACUACUGCUUCAAUUGACCAGAACAACCACAAUCCCUCCACGAUCAAUGAUGAUCAUAAUAACAACAACCACUCAAAGCAAUACCUCUCCAUUCCACAAAUUAUUCAGCGCCUUCUCGUCAAGUACCUCCUCCAAUUCUUCCUCUAUGUGUUUCUUUUAGGAAUUUAUUGGAAAUUCCAUAAUGUGAUGAAUUUCAUUUUCCGCCACAUGACCACUCGUUUGAACAACACAACUUCCACCACGACAAUACCACCACCAUCCUCCAACACCACCUCCUACUCAUCCAAUUAUGUGUUAGUACAAUUACUCCUUUCCUUCCUUCUUGGCAAAAUCUCACUCUCCCCUCAGACCAUUCUUCUUUUAUCUGAAAUUACUCGAUGCACAGGAAGUACUUUGUGGAUUAUGUGUGUGCAUUUAGUUUUGGGAAAACAUGCACCUGCUUACCUUUGGAUCUUGGUCUAUGCUUGUUUGGGAAGUGUGGCCAUGGAAAUUAGUCAUAGUGGUGGUCAAAGUGGUGGUGGUGGUGGUCAAAGUGGUGAUUCGACAAGAACUUCGAGGACACAUACCACGACUUACAUGGCCAUUUCAUUCAUGGUGAGUGGAGAUUUAUUUGUCAUGAUCUAUUUCCUCGAUUAUACGUUGGGAUAUUGUGUGUGUGUGGCUGUAUCCAUUCUCAUCAUUCAGGUCAUGACCAUUGAAUUGAUUGAUUUUAUGAAAAGUCAUUCGAUUGCCUUUGUUCAGCAACGAGAAGUUGAAAGCCUUAAACACAUGACCAAUCUCUAUAAGAAUUUGUAUAUGAGUGCACCUGAUACUUUUCUAUCAUGUGUGUAUAGUCCACAUAGUCCACAACAAGAAGAAGAAGAAUUGACAAGGACCACAAAAUGUCUCCGAACCAACACCACCACCACCACCACCAACACCAUGGUGACUCACCAUCAUGAUCAUGAUGAAAAUACUACUUCUACCACUAGUACGACGACUCUUGAGAAUGAUGAAUGUCAUGAUGAUGUUGGUGAUGAAAGUGUUGAAAGUCAUGGUCAUGGACUCGAAUCAUCCAUGUCAACAACUGUUAGCAACAACAACAGUACAAGUAGUAGUAGCAAUCAUAGUCCAUACUGUCAGCAACACUCAAAAAAGAAGAAACAGAGAAAUACUUCUCUCAAUGCUUCUGAUGAUCCUUAUCAAUGUUUGAAACAUUUCAAAAUCAUUCAAUACAACCAUGCUGCAUGUGACAUGUUAGGCUAUCACUCGGAACAAGUCAAUAAUAAUAGUACUAAUAGUUGCAAUAGUACUCGUAGUAAUAGUACUCAUGAAUGUUCUCUGACUCUUUCAGAUUUAAUCUUGAAUCCCAAUGAACACUCCAGUGAAGAAUUGAAAUCAGCAGUGUUGGGAGGUAAUGAUGCAACCAUUCAUGAAUUACAACUCAAAUCCAUGAUCAAAUUAAGAAGUAUAUUAUUUGAUAUCAUGGAAUGUCCACACUCCUCCAUUUCAUCAUCAUUACAGCAGCAGAAUCAUCAUCUAGUCAUGGAAUGCCCCUCAAGUACUACGAGUUCACAGCAACAACAAGAAUCUCCCUUGUUGAGUGGCAGUGUUAUUACUACAACUACUUCUAUGAAUCUAUUCAACAACAACAACAACAACCCUCAAAAGGGUAGUGAUUCAAUGUCCUCCUCCAUUUCAUCAACAAUGUCAUCCUCCUCUUCCUCCUUAGUAUCGACCAACUCUACUACUUCGAAUUCCACUUCGAAUUCCACUACGAAUUCCACUACUUGUAGUACCAACAACAACAACACCUCCUCUCAAUCCUUGUACUCUCAUGAUCGAAUCAUUCCUCUCUUCAUUUUAGGAAAGAAUGGAAGUAUCAUGACAUGUUCCAUGAGUGUCUCUCGAAUUGUUCUCUAUGAUACUGUGUGUUCUUCUCAUCACAAAUCGAAUACAAGUACUUGUCAUACUCCUAGUACUAAAUUAAAUCAUACUACUAAUUCUCCUACCAACAACACUGAAGUCUAUCCAGUCUAUUACAAUAUGAUUCUUCAUGACUUGACACAAAAAUACAAAUUAUUGGAUGAAUUGAAUAUCGAAAAGGAAAAGGCAGUUCAAGCCAAUAAUGCUAAAAGUCAAUUCUUGGCACAAAUGUCUCAUGAAUUGAGAACACCCUUACAUGGAAUUAUUGGAUUGACUGAUGUCUUGUUACAAUCUUUCACACAACACUCUUCAGGUCAUCAUCAUGUUCCAACAACAACCACCUCAGCAUCAACGUCAUCAUCAUCUUUGAAUCAAGUCUUGUCUUUGAGUUCAACAAUGACAACAACAACAACAGAAUCAUCAUCACAACCAUCCAUCCUGUCAUCCUCAUAUCCAACAACAACAACAACAACAACAGGUAAUGGAUCCAUUAUCAUUCAACCUUCAUGUGUGCAGUCUGAUUCAACCACAACUCUCAAUUCUUGUUGUUGUUGUUGUUGUACUCAACCACAAGGCAUUCAAACAAACUCUCCAACAAACACCAAUGCUGCUACUUCUGCUUUCAACCACUCCUCUUCAGCUCUGGUGAAAACAAAAUCGAAUUCUCUGGAAUGUUAUUAUCAUCAACAAGCUCCUCAACAACAGUAUAUUCAAUUGAUUAAUACCAUUCAAACCAUCAAAUAUAGUGGUAAUAUUCUACUAGGUUUAAUUAAUGAUCUUUUGGAUAUUUGUAAAAUUGAAUCCUCAAAAAUACAAUUGGAAUGCAAACCAUUUAAUUUGAGAAGGGCAUUGAAUCAAAUUCAUUGUGGAAUCUUUCAACAUCAAGCACAACAAAAGAAUUUGAAUUUCACCAUUGAUUUGAAUCCAAAUGUUCCAACCUAUGUGGUGGGUGAUGAGAAUCGAUUGGUUCAAAUUUUAAUCAAUUUGGUGUAUAAUGCGAUUAAAUUCACAGAUCAGGGAAGUGUGUCUUUGAGUGUUGAGAGAGAAGAAGAAGUGAUGUUGAAUAGUGAUACUACUACUACUACUACUACUACUGCUUCUACUAAUUCAUCCACUCACAAUACGAACCAUUCAAACUCUGCUCCUGAGAAUCAUGAUGCGAAUGCCACAAUGCCCUCUUCUCUUCUCGAAAGAACGAGUUCAACAACUGAUGCUACUACUACUACUACUACUACUACUACGAACAAUGAACACCACUGCUCGACCAAGGAUAGGAUCAAUGAUUCCUCUCCAAAUCAAGAACAUGUUGUUCAAGAAUCAUCAUCUGUAAUACUUCAUGACAAACAUUCACAACAGGAUGGCAUGCUCACCUCAAUACCACAAAAUUUCACAACUAGUCCACAAUUCUAUAUCAUCAAGUUCAAAGUGACUGACACGGGAAUUGGUAUCUCACCCAAUGAUAUGUGUAAAUUGUUUCGACCAUUUUCACAAAUUCAUUCAAACAGCACUUCAUCUCACAAAUCUCUCAAGAUGAAAAAAGUCAAUGAGGGAACAGGAUUAGGACUCUAUAUUUGCAAACAAUUAGUAGAGUUGAUGGGUGGUGAAUUGAAUGUGAAAAGUGAAGAGGGGAAAGGUUCAUGCUUUUAUUUUAGUGUCAAGUUAGGAAUUGAUGACAGUAACAAGGGAGAUCUUUUGAUGCAACACUCAUCUCAGCAAUUCGUUGAAGAUCCAUCAUCACCAUUAUCGACCAACGAGCUUUUGAAUUUUCCUCAACUCUCAAAAGAUAUUCUUUCCAAGCUCAAAAUCUUAAUCGUGGAAGACAACUCAAUUAACAGAAUUGUCCUGAUCAACAUGUUGAAAAAGUUAGGAUGCCACAAUAUUGAUACUGCCAAAGAUGGAGUUGAAGGUUGUGAAUUGUACACCUCGUCAACAUCACAAAAAGAUACCAAUGGUUCAUCGAAAUAUUAUGAUAUUGCUUUUAUUGACAUUUACAUGCCAAGAAUGAAUGGCUAUGGUGUGGUUCAGCAUAUUUUAGAAUCUGAAUCAAAAGAAGCCGCCUCUAACACGACUGCUCUAGUUCAAUCACCACAGGUACAACCAGAACAACAACCACACCGACAUCAUACUAUUUUAGUGGCUCUGACAGCCAAUGGUUUUGAAGAAACAAGAAAUCAUUGUCUUUCCAAUGGUUUUGAUGUGUUCAUGAGCAAACCUUUUUCAAUGAUUGAAUUUGCACAAUGUUUGGCAGAAUGUGUAAGGCUGAUUGAGAAGUAUAAUGGAUGA
Naegleria fowleri is the source of this 4656-nucleotide messenger RNA. RefSeq lists its product as uncharacterized. NCBI's taxonomy places the organism in Eukaryota, Heterolobosea, Eutetramitea, Acrasida, Naegleriidae. Bases 1 to 4656 code for a protein of 1551 amino acids. The record is from RefSeq and is a predicted model, not a curated record. Gene Ontology annotation, biological process: phosphorylation; phosphorelay signal transduction system. Gene Ontology annotation, molecular function: phosphorelay sensor kinase activity. The transcript has a single exon.